AUGUUUCAGUGUACUAGGCAUAUGUUUUUUGCUAUCCCAAGGGAAGCAACUGCACCAGAACCGUCAUACACUUCAGGUGGUGAAGAUUUUCUUCAAUGUCUAAAUGUCAAUCAUGUUGCCAAGACACCAACAAUUCCAAUCUAUACCCAAAACAAUGUAUCUUACAAAAACAUCCUUCGAUCUUCUGGAAGAAACUUCAGAUUCUUAUCCACUACAAAACCGAAGUUUAUAGUCACACCAACCCAUGAAUCCCAUGUUCAAGCAUCUGUUAUUUGCUGCAAGAAAUAUGGUUUAGACCUUAAAGUUCGAAACGGUGGCCAUGAUGCAGAAGGGAUGUCUUAUGUAUCCGAUGCUCUAUCAUUCGCCAUCGUUGACUUGACUCAUUUUCGAAAUGUGGCUGUCGAUGUUAAUGGUAGUACUGCAUGGAUUCAAGCUGGAGCUACCCUUGGUGAAGUUUAUUAUAAUAUCGCCAAGAAAAGUAAGACCCAUGGAUUUCCAGCUGGGUUUUCUCCCACAGUAGGCGUUGGUGGGCAUAUUAGUGGAGGUGGAUUAGGUGCCUUGGUGCGAAAAUAUGGCCUUGCAGCUGAUCGAGUCAUUGAUGCCUACAUCGUGGAUGUUAAUGGGAAAAUUCUUAACAAGAAAACUAUGAGUGAAGGCUUAUUUUGGGCAAUUAGAGGAGGUGGAGCAGCUAGUUUCGGGGUCCUUCUCUCAUGGAAAGUUAAGUUGGUUCGCGUACCAGCUACUGUAACUGUUGCUAUGGUCCAGAAAACACUAGAACAAGGUGCAACAGACAUCGUUCAUAAAUGGCAAUUCAUUGCUGACAGGCUCGAUAAAAAUGUCUUUAUUGGACUGAAGAUAUCUUUGGUCAGUAACAAUAAGAUUAAUCUUGGGGACGAAAGAACAGUGCAAGCUGAAUUCUCAAUCUUGUUUCUCGGGAAUGGCGGUGUCCCAAAACUUCUCCAACUAUCGCAAGAGAGCUUCCCUGAGUUGGGUUUAACAGAUAAACAUUGCUCUGAAAUGACUUGGGCUGAAUCUCAUCUAUACUUCUCUCAUGAACAUGGAAAACCGUUAGAAUUCUUAUUAGCCAGGGAUGAUCCGUCAACAGAGAACUUCUCCAAGUCAAAAUCUGAUCAUGUCAAAGUCCCAAUAUCAAAAAAUGGAUUGUUAGAGCUAUGGAGAAGGUUGCUAGAACACGAUGAUAUUAUGCCUACAUUGAUAUGGACACCUUAUGGUGGAAAAAUGAAUGAAAUCUCGGAAUCUGAAAUUCCAUUCCCACAUAGACGGGGUAAUAUUUACAAUAUUUUUUAUGUCGUAAGCUGGUUUGAAGACGGUGAAUCAGAAAAGAAUUUGGAUUGGAUGAGAAAUUUAUAUGAAUAUAUGACUCCAUAUGUAUCUAAGUCUCCAAGAACUACAUAUCUUAACACAAGAGAUCUUGACUUGGGGGCGUAUGAGAAUGGUCAGUCUAUUAGUUACUUGAAAGCUAGAGAAUGGGGUAGAAAAUACUUCAAGGAUAACUUUGAAAGAUUAGUACAAGUUAAAAGUGAAGUUGAUCCUGGAAAUUUCUUCAAGAACAAACAAAGUAUUCCUCCAAUUAGACUUAUUUUGAUGGGGUUAGAAAUCAUUGUUCGGUUUGAAUGA
Molecule: messenger RNA, 1638 nt
Organism: Papaver somniferum (opium poppy)
Lineage: Eukaryota; Viridiplantae; Streptophyta; Magnoliopsida; Ranunculales; Papaveraceae
Product: berberine bridge enzyme-like 22
Exons: 2
Coding region: 1-1638 (545 amino acids)
Molecular function (GO): oxidoreductase activity; FAD binding
Source: RefSeq, a predicted model, not a curated record